Colletotrichum destructivum is the source of this 5807-nucleotide messenger RNA. RefSeq names its product Putative LIM-domain binding protein/SEUSS. Gene Ontology annotation, biological process: negative regulation of transcription by RNA polymerase II; positive regulation of transcription by RNA polymerase II. NCBI's taxonomy places the organism in Eukaryota, Fungi, Ascomycota, Sordariomycetes, Glomerellales, Glomerellaceae. Bases 578 to 2857 code for a protein of 759 amino acids. Gene Ontology annotation, cellular component: nucleus; transcription regulator complex. The record is from RefSeq and is a predicted model, not a curated record. The transcript is spliced from 6 exons.
CCAACCUUUUUUUUUUUCCCUUCUUCGAAAUCGCUUCGACGCUCCAACGCAUCUUUGCCUUCUACCCCAUCCGCUCGCCACGUCCCUUUGCGGGUGCCAGCUUUCCUCCCGUCAUCGGGCUCCUUUUUAGUCGCACCCACACAACAACCACCUGCCCACCCGGACAUCUCCUUUCAGUUCCUUUCCUCUUCAUUUAUGGUCGCAUCCCGACUUCCCCUACCCAAAAUAUCCACAUUGUCGUCACGCCGAUCAUCGAUGCCUUUGCGGUCCCUCUUCACCUGUUGACCCGGCUGUUUCGCAAGAACGACGACUACUCCUGCCGCAAUCGAUAACGCUAGUCGAAACCGCCGCAACACCCACGCGCGCGAUUGAGACCACUUCCCGCGUCUCGCAACCCACGACCCUCAUCGCUCUCGCGUCGCGCCAUCACCACCUCGCCCGACAAUCAACCCGUCACGUCGCGGCCGAUUGCCAAUACGGUUGAAAGAUCCAUCACGUCUAGGGCGCAGGCGCAUGAGAUAGUGCGGAGGGCAGAAACGUCGAUAUCCACGCUGUGGAUCAUCGACACGCUGAAGACAUGAUGACGAGUAUGGGACCGUCUUUUGCAGGCCAUCCUGCCGGCAUGCAACAACAUCCAGGUGUUCCCGGCCAUCCCAUGGCUCAGGGAAUGCCUCACAAUCCGGGUCAGCAAGGCCCACAGGGCGGAGGAAUGCCUCACCAGAUGCAUAUGGCGGUGUCAGGGCCUGGUGGUCAGGUUAAUCCAAACCAGUUGAUGGGCGGCAUGCCGCCGGGUGCCGGUGGUCCCAACGCUCACGCUCUGCAGCAUCUCAAUCCUGCCCAAAACCCAAUGUUCCAGCAGAACCAGUUCGGUAACUUCAACAACCCAGCCGCGAUGGCGCAUGCCACCCAGCUCGCGCAGCAGCGGUUAUUCCAACAGCAGCAACAGGCACGGCAGGCGCUCAUGGCGCAGCAGGCCUUUAACGCGAAUAUGGCCGGCGUCAAUGGAAUGCCCAUGGGCAUGCAGAUGAACCCCAUGAACGCGGCUCAGCUUGCGGCAAUGCGCCAGGGCAUGCGACCGCAGGGACACAACCCUCAGGCACAGGCAAUGCUCGCCCAACAGAUUGCGCUCCAGCAGCACCAAGCCGUCCAGAACCAGCAGAUGCAACAGGGCCAGCAGCAGGGCCAGCCGGUCCAGAUGAACCCUCAGCACAUGCAACUCCAGCAGGCCCAAAUGGCUGCUUCGAUGCAGGCCCAGCAACAACAGCAGCAGCAGCAAGCACAGCAACAACAGCAGGCCCAGCAGCAGGCCCAGCAGCAGCAGGCUCAACAGCAGCAACAGCAGCAGGCUCAACAGCAGGCCCAGCAUCAGCAGCAGCAGCAACAGGGUCAGCCUCAGGGUCAACCGCAACAGCCCCAGCCGCAACCUCAGCAGACGCCGCACCAAACACCGCAGCAGCAAUCUGCUCAGCCCGUCAACCCUCAGUCUGCCGGCCAACCCACGCCAUCCCAGACUCCUGGGCCUGCUCCGAAUCAGCAGCCGCAGCCUCCUCAGGCCCAAGCCCAACCUCAAGGACCCCCUCAGAUGGCUCCCCAACCCGGACCGCAACAGAUGAAUCCUGCACAGCAGGCCGCUGCCCAGGCUGCCGUCGCCAACAGCAUGGCUAUGGCGCAGCAAAGAAGAGAAGGGAUGAAGGGGCACUGCCUGCUCAAACUCAUGCAGUUCAGCGAGCACUUGAGCGGUUUUCCCGGUUCCAAGGGCAAGGACGACCUGUCCUACUGGAACAGCUUCGUCAGCCAGUUCUUCUCUACAAAGGGCGUUUUCCGCCACUCGGUACAUAUCACGGAUGUCGAAGACCAGGCGGACAAGCAAUACGAAAUCACAUACCCCGCCCUCCCGCGAUAUUUCCACACCCACUUCGACAGUGGUGUGAAGAACAUGCAGUUGAUUAUGGAGAAGGGAACCACGGACAGGCCGCUUCCCGGUGAUGGCCAUUGGAUCGAGAACACCAAGUCGAGCCUCGUCUACUGGUUCGAGAGCGGAUCGCACCUCGUUGCGACGGGUACCGUCCGGGCGCACUUUGAUGCGGAGCAGAAAAUUGAGCUCUUUGAGUUCCUGACCAGCAACCACGAAGAAUACAUCUCGCGGAAGGCUGCCAUCGAGGCGGCGAAGCCUGUGCACAACUGGGUCAAGGAGUGGCACAAGGUCAACUCCCAAGACAGUAAGGCUUCGCCGGAGAUGAGCAAGAAGGGUAAAGCCCGUCCCAUGAAGUCUCCGCAAAAUCCUCCGCCAGAAGCGCUGGUGGAUCUUCCGGAGUCGGCAGUGAAGAGGGGCAUGGGGGUUACUGAAGCCGUCUUCCAAUUCCUCGAGAUUGCUGAAGUGAUCGGCCAAAUGAACCCUCUAUUCGCCUUUUAUCACACCCACCCCAACCUCGGCCCCUACGCUGCCCUGGAGCAGUACGUCGGCCAGAUCAACGCGGCGCCGCCAAACAUGAAUGGUCAACCCAUGCCUCAGGGCCCUAGGACACCCAGCUUCGGCCAGUUCCCGAUGGGCGCGAGCCCAGCACAGCCGCAUAUGCAGCUUCCUGGCUCGCCUCAUGUCCAGGGCAGCCCUGCUCAGGGUCACAUGCAGGCACCCGGCAUGCAGAUGCAGCAGAGCCAGCAAGGUACCAGCUCCAGCGGGCCUAGUGCAAACACGUCUCCAGCCUCCAACAAGCGAAGACGCCCAUCUGGUGUCAAGAUGGAGGAGGAUGGCUCCCAGGCGCCGACUCCCGGCGGUCCUCAAGUCAACGGGGUUCAGAACAAGGGCAAGCCGCCUACGCCGCGGAUGGCAAAGAGGAUGAAGGGCAACCCGGCAUGAGCUGGUGGUCUCGUCUCUGGACGUCCAGGUUCUGCUCUAAUUUGAGUCCGGCUACGCAGGCACAGUAAUGCCUUUUUUAUAUCAUCAUUAUGCAGCAUGGCGGCGUCUUAGUGCUUGGCUUUCUGGCUCUGGGAUCUUCAGGGUUGUUCAUUCGCGGGUGUCCGGCAAGCAUUUGGUCGUUCGGAGCUGGUCGGAAACCAUCUUCGGUCUAUCCCUCAAGGUGUUCUCGUUCGGCAUCCGGAUUUGCGCCCCUUUCGACUACGCCCACCCGGAGGGCGGAGGACAGGCAAGUACCUGCACGGGCACGGGGUUGCGACGUCACCAUUUUGUCUGCCGUACAAGUGGUGAUGCACGCGCCCCCAAAGAAGGCGCUUCUCGCUCUUUGCGAGGGGGCAAGCCAGGGCGGCAAGUUGUCGUUCUUCAAACGAGAUGCACAGAGGCUAAUCAAGACAACGAAUGUUGUUCAUGUUUCUACAACCCCACCCACUUGUACGAUAUCAUGCCCGACUACGGUCUAGCUAGGGCUCACUGUUUCAUGUUCUUAUCCCGUCGACCUUGCCUUGCUGCUAUUUUCACCUCUCGAGUCUAUUCUCGAUCACGUUUCCAUAACUCUUGUUCUUACUGGCGAGGAAUCAGUUGGGGGAAAGUUGGGUUUCUAAAAAAAAGAAGUUCUCUGGGGAAUUCCUGGUGGGAAAGAUAUUUGUUCCAGUCUUCCGGCGGCGGAGAGGGGUGGUGUUUUGUCGGCGUAGUCGUUGUCGAUUGCCUUUGUUCUGUUCCAUAUCACAAAUACCUAGUCUCUCAUCGGAAAGGAAAUAUGCAUACCCCCCAAGGAUGUUUGUCAACCUCGUAUGUGUAGUGGCUUUGCCAGAGUGGUGACUUGACGUUGGGUGAACUGAUUUGGCCGGCGCCCCUAAUGUCUGAUGACGGUCAUAUUCCCCUCGUCAUUUCGACUUACGUUGUUCGUUUGGAUUAUAUGUGUCAACAAGCCUGUGAGGCGGCCUCACAGGCUUCAACAGAUUACCCUCCUGCGAAGUAAUCCCACAACCUUUCAACACUACCGCGACUGAAAACAAGUACAUAUAGCAGGGCAGCAGCAGCGGCCGACUUGCUUUCUUCUCAGGCUGUGCAUGGAAUAAAUACGUAGCACACUUUUUCUCCCCCUUACCCCUGGACGCCAACCACUACCCCCAUUCUCCGGGCCUCUCGCCGCACCUAAAUCCUAACGACAAUAGCCUCCCUCACCAGCCGGUCCUUGAUGCCCCCGACAACGGCGGCAUUCACAAGAACCGUCUCGCCCGGCCGCCUCCUGCCGCCACCCCACCAAACGUGCACCCAGGCUGCGAGACACUGCCCCAGAGCCGCCCAGCCCCGAGCCCACGCCCUCGGGUCGCCGCUGGCCCUGGCGAGGGCCUCGCGUAGCACGACGUCCUCGUACGCCGCCUGCAGUGGAUCGAAGGCGACGGUCUCGCGCCCAUGGCCGCAGUGGACGUGACCGAAGACGUGCAGCCGCGGCCGGGCGCGCCAGAGCUCGCGCAGGAGGAGCUCACAGCCCCAGCCGCCGCGCGGGUCAUCCAUGUGGCCCUUGGGCGGGCCGUGGGUGACGAGGACGUCGGUUGAGGCGGGCACGGCGCCGGCCCAUGGGUCCUCGGCCGGUGACCGCGGGUACUGGAACGCCCAGGCGCCGUGGCGCGGGGUGUAGGGGCUGCCGUAGACGCGGAUCCCACGCGGCCGGCCAGGGAGUUUGAGAGUCAUCGAGGUGCGGUUGAGGUAGGUGAUGUCGCCCCAGUCCAGGGGGUUCCCUUCGUCGUCAUCGUCGUCGUCUUGGCCUCCCGCGGAUUCGUCCGCUUUCUCAUCUCGGCUGCGCCCAGCCACCGGGCUCCUCCCCCCGAUCCCCGAGGAUGAUAGGCUCUCAUCGAGACACAGGUCGUGGUUCCCGGCGACGACGAUCUUGUGUCUGUGAGGCUGGACUUUCAGCCAGUCCAGCGCGCGUCUCAACUCCCCCCUCGUGCCCGACGCCGUGAGGUCGCCCGCGUGGACGAGGAUGUCUCCCGGCGGCAGGCGCGGCUGGAAGUUGUGCGUGUCGGAGAUGCAGACCACCGUCACCGAGUGGCCGUCGCUGUCGUGCCCGGUAACGGGAUAUGAGACGGGGAAGAAGUCGUUUAGGUACCUGGCCAUCGUCGUCAGAGGAUUCAGGCGCAGCCGCUCCCACAGGGUGCCAUCGGACCGGUCGAGGAUGGCGUCUAAGCCGGAUGGUGUACGGAAGAAUGCCAUCUUCCCCGGUGUUGUUAGUUUCUAAGGCGAUGACGGCUCGUGUUUUGGCCGGUACGAUGUAACAUUGAGAAUCCAAAGGAUGUUGGGAGAGCAAUUCCGUUCCGAGUAAGACGUCAGCGCGCCAGUUUCCGUCCUUUAUCGUUCGUAUAAGGGCGAGGGCGAGGGUGUUCUUAUAUAUGGCGAGAGGAAAGACCCGGCUGGCUCUGUCUAGCCUACGAUCCGGUAACACCAGCAGCACCUUGUGAGUCCGCGGUCGCGUUAUACAAGGGGACCUGUGCGCGGAUGGGUUUGCGAUGGUGAGGUCUGUCCGACCACUUUCCCCAGCCGCGUGAUUCCCCCUCAGUGACAUGCUUGUGACAAAUCACCAAAGUCCCUGCAGGUAACAACAGGUUUAUUGGAAGGUGCCAGUCAGCAAACCCGCCUAGGGGGGGGGGAUAAUGCGUUGGAACUGGACCAAGUUGUGCCAGUGAACCACGCAUCCCACGCUGUUCGUCUAAUGUUUUCUUUGGUUUGCGAAGGUUGCCAUUGUAACAGUGAGUAGAGUAGUUAAGCAGAAGAGAAGUGGUGGUUGUUUAAAAGCAUUUUGUCGUUCCUGCCAGCAACAGACACUGUUUGCAAAAUUUCUUAGUGAGGACCAACCAACAACGUCUGGCUAGUUACACACAGAGCAAGCAAGCCU